AUAAAGUGCGACAACUCACAACAGUAAACAUCCGCAGUUUAUAUAUAGUUUAUAUUGCAGAUUUUAAUUUAGAUGUGAGUGAAAAUAGUAAAAUCGCUAUGAGUUUUUUUCUUCCCAAACUCUCCAGUAAGAAAGAGAUUGAUGACGCGAUUAAAGCAGUCGCUGAGAGAGUUUUAGUGCUGCGCUUCGGCAGAGAUGAAGAUUCCGCGUGCCUACAGCUCGAUGACAUCCUGUCAAAAACUGCUCACGAUCUGAGUAACAUGGCGAGUAUUUAUCUGGUGGAUGUGGAUCGAGUGCCUGUUUACACACAAUACUUUGACAUCAGUUUCAUUCCCUCCACCGUCUUCUUCUUCAACGGUCAACAUAUGAAAGUUGACUAUGGAUCUCCAGAUCACACCAAGUUUAUUGGAAGCUUUAAAAGCAAACAGGACUUUAUGGAUCUAAUUGAAGUCAUCUAUCGAGGUGCCAUGAGAGGGAAGCUGAUUGUUCAAAGCCCAAUCGACCCGAGAAACAUCCCCAAAUAUGAUCUGCUGUACCACGACAUCUAGAAUCAAGUUUCCUUCAGACAGAGAAGAGCACAGAUCAGUUAAGAGUCAUGAGACUAGUUCAAGUGAUAAAGAGUUUCCUGUGGAAAUGAUAAUCUUCAUUUAUUUAUUCAUCCACUCUUGUUUUUGUGUUAUGUUUUUGUAUGAUGUUUUUAAAAUAAAGAUUAUAUCGGUUA
Messenger RNA from Paramisgurnus dabryanus, 721 nucleotides. It is a transcript of the gene txnl4b, whose product is annotated as thioredoxin-like 4B. The record is from RefSeq and is a predicted model, not a curated record. Gene Ontology annotation, biological process: mRNA splicing, via spliceosome. Lineage: Eukaryota; Metazoa; Chordata; Actinopteri; Cypriniformes; Cobitidae. Gene Ontology annotation, cellular component: spliceosomal complex; U4/U6 x U5 tri-snRNP complex; U5 snRNP.